AUGGAGAGGGGAAGGGAUGAAGGAGUCAGUAUAGCCUUUUGGAAUGUGGCAGGUCUGAGGAAUAAGGAUAAGGAGUUUUGGAAAGGAAUGGAAAGGUGGGAAGUGAUGGUAUUGAUAGAAACAUGGAUAGAGGAAAAGGGAUGGAAAUAUAUUGAAGGGAAGUUACCGAAAGGAUAUGAGUGGAAGGUACAGUGGGCGAAGAGGAGGAAUAAGAAAGGAAGAGCGAUAGGGGGUAUGAUGCUAGGAAUUAGGAGGGAGUUGGUGGAAGGGGGUAAAGAUGACCGAGGGGAAAGAGAGGGGAUCAUAAAGGGGGAGUUUAAGUAUGGGAGGGGGCGAUUAAGAGUAGUAGGAGUGUAUGCAAAUCAGGAUUUAGGAGAGAAAUUAGAAGGCCUGAGAGGUUGGAUGGAGGAAAAAGAGGAAGGGAUAAGAACAAUAUGUGGGGGGGGGGAUUUUAAUGCUAGGACCGGGGAGGAGGGAGGGAAACUAAAUGAAGACGAAUGGGGGGAGGAAGAGAAAGGGAGGAAGUCAAUGGAUAAGAAGGUGAAUAAAGAGGGAAGAAAGUUGAUAGAGUUUAUAAGAGAGAGGGGAUGGUGGAUUCUAAACGGGGGAAUAAGCGGGGAUGAGGAGGGUAACUGGACAUAUUCAGGGGGUAGAGGAGAAUCAGUAAUUGAUGUUAUUUUAAUAAAUGAAGGUGUGGAGGAGGAGAUUGAAAGCUUAAAGGUAGGGGAUCAAAUAGAUUCGGAUCAUCACCCAGUGAUAAUAAGAUUAAAAAAGGGAGAAGGAAAGAAAAAACAGAAAGGAAGGAAGUACAAGGUAGGGCAUAGAGGAAGAUGGGAUGAAGAGGGUAGAGAGCGGUUUAGGAGGGAGUUAGGAAGGGUAGAGGUAAAAGAAGAAGGGGUGCAAAAAGGAAUAAAAGACGUAGGAAGGAGAAUAAGAGAGACGUUGGAAAGAAUGGAGGAGGAGGGAAGAAUGGUGGAGAGUAGAGGGAGAGGUUGGUGGGAUGAGGAGUGUAGGGAGAAGAAGAGAAAAGUUAGAAGGACACUAAGAGAGUGGAGGAAGGGGUGGAGAGAAGGGCAGGAGUAUAGGAAAGAAAGGAGGGAAUAUAAGGAGAUAUGCGAGAAGAAGAAAAGAGAGGAGAACAGGAGAUGGGAAAGAGAGGCAGAAGAGGCAAGAUCGGUGGGGCAAGUGUGGAGGAUAGUAAAUAGAGAAAGGAAGAAAUGGAAGGGGAUAGACAGAGAGAUAAAAAUGAAGGAUUGGGAAGAAUACUUUAAGAGACUGAUGGGUGGAACAGAGAGUAGGGUGAUGGGGGGGGUGGGAAGAGAGGAGAGGCUGGAGGGAGAAAGUGAGUUGAAUAGAGGGGAAAUAGUUUUGAGAAAAAUAAAGGAGGGAAAAGCGAUAGGGAUGGAUGGGGUACCGGGAGAGGCUUGGAAGUAUGGAGGAGAAGAGAUAGAUGAAUGGAUUUGGAAAAUGUGUAAUAAGAUUUGGAGGGGUGAAGGAUGGCCGAAGGAUUGGAAUGAAGGGGUGUUAGUGCCAAUAUUGAAGAGGGGGAAGGGUAAAAUAGUGGGAGACUAUAGGGGGGUGACGAUCAUGCCGACGAUGUAUAAGAUUUAUACAGCGGCAUUGGCGGAAAGACUAAGGGAAGAAGUGGAGGGAAAAGAGUUGAUCCCACCGAAUCAGACGGGGUUCCGAAAGGGGAUGGGGACACUGGAUAACAUAUACAUUUUGAAUUAUUUGGUGAAUAGGCAGAUAGAAAGAAAGGAAAGGAAAAUGAUGGCAGUGUUUGUUGACCUGAGAGCGGCGGUUGAUUCGGUGGACAGGGGAAUUCUGCUAAAAGCAAUGAGAGAGAGGGGGGUAAGAGAGGGGUUGGUGGAGAGGGUGGCAGAGGUCUUGAGGGAAACGAGGAGCAGGGUAAGAGUAAGUGGAGAAGUAGGGAAAGGUUUCUGGACUGCAAGAGGAGUAAGACAGGGGUGCCCACUAAGCCCCAUCUUAUUCAAUUUACUAGUAGCGGACUUAGAGGAGGAGAUGAGAAAAGUGAAAUGGGGAGGGGUGAAAAUAGGGGAAGUUAGAGUAUAUACAUUGUCGUACGCGGAUGACGUGGUGUUACUGGCGGAGGGGGAGGGAGAAAUGAAAAGUAUGUUAGAGCGGUUGGAAAGGUUUAUGGAUAGGAAAGGUUUGGAAGUAAAUGUUGAGAAGACAAAAGUGUUGAGGUUCAGGGAGGGGGGCGGUAGGAUGAGUAAGGCGGAAUGGAGAUGGAAAGGAAAAAGGAUAGAGGAAGUGAAAGAGUAUAAAUAUUUGGGGUAUAUGUUUCAAAGGAAUGGGGGGCAGGAAGCACAGAUAAGAGACAGGGUAGCGAAGGCGGCGGCGGUUAAGGGACAGGUGUGGGGUAUUGGAAAGAGGAGAUUUGGGAGGGACUGGAAAAGGAGAGUAUGGCUGUUCGAUACCUUAGUGUGGACGGUAAUGGGGUACGGAGUGGAAAUUUGGGGAUGGAAGGAAAGGGAGGGGGUAGAGAGAUUACACGAAAGGUAUCUGAGAUGGGUGUUGGGUGUAGAGGGAAGAACGGGAUAUUUGGUGAGAGAAGAAACGCAAAGAGAGAAGUUGAGAGGUAGAGCGGGGAAAAGAGUUUGGGGGUUUGAAGAAAGACUGGAGGGAGGGGGAGGGAAGCUUGUUAGCAAGGAUGUGUUUGGAAGAGUUGAAGGAAAGGAUGAAAAAGAGAAAGGAGGGAUCAAAGUGGGAGAGGGAAAGGGCCAGUUUUUUUAG
Molecule: messenger RNA, 2757 nt
Organism: Solenopsis invicta (red fire ant)
Lineage: Eukaryota; Metazoa; Arthropoda; Insecta; Hymenoptera; Formicidae
Exons: 1
Coding region: 1-2757 (918 amino acids)
Molecular function (GO): catalytic activity
Source: RefSeq, a predicted model, not a curated record